Molecule: messenger RNA, 3653 nt
Organism: Rhinolophus ferrumequinum (greater horseshoe bat)
Lineage: Eukaryota; Metazoa; Chordata; Mammalia; Chiroptera; Rhinolophidae
Gene: THOP1
Product: thimet oligopeptidase 1
Exons: 13
Coding region: 173-2236 (687 amino acids)
Biological process (GO): proteolysis; peptide metabolic process
Cellular component (GO): mitochondrial intermembrane space
Molecular function (GO): metalloendopeptidase activity
Source: RefSeq, a predicted model, not a curated record
CGCGAGUGCACGCGCCCUCCCAGCAUUCAGUGGGCACGCGGGCGGCGGGCGCCUCGGUAGCGAAGGCAUCCCCUACGGCUACCGAGCGGACGGAGGCCGCUGGUCGCGGCAGCUGAGGCGACCCGACGCGCACCAGGUGGAAGGAGUGGCCGCUGGUGCACACCCGCCCGCCAUGAAACCCCCCGCAGCCUGUGCAGGAGAUGCGCUGGACACGGCGGCCCCCUGCUCCGUGGUGAACUACCUGAGAUGGGACCUGAGCGCCCAGCAAAUAGGGGAGCUCACGAUGGAGCUCAUGGAGCAGACCAAGCGCGUGUAUGACCAGGUCGGCUCCCAGAAGUUUGAGGACGUGUCCUAUGAGAGUACGCUCAAGGCACUGGCCGACGUGGAGGUGUCCUACACAGUCCAGAGGAACAUCCUUGACUUCCCCCAGCACGUGUCUCCGUCGAAGGCCAUCCGGACAGCCAGCACGGAGGCAGACAAGAAGCUGUCUGAGUUUGACGUGGAGAUGAGCAUGAGGCAGGACGUGUACCGGAGGGUCGUGUGGCUGCAGGAGAAAGUUCAGAAGGACUCACUGAGACCUGAGGCAACACGGUACCUGGAGCGACUAAUUAAGCUCGGCCGAAGGAACGGGCUGCACCUGCCCGAGGAAACGCAGGAAAAAAUCAAAGGCAUCAAGAAGAAGCUGAGUCUGCUGUGCAUCGACUUCAAUAAGAACUUGAACGAGGACACAACCUUCCUGCCCUUUACACGGGAGCAGCUAGGAGGUCUCCCCGAGGACUUCCUGAACUCUCUGGAAAAGACUGAGGAUGAGAAGUUCAAAGUCACCCUCAAGUACCCUCACUAUUUUCCCCUCCUGAAGAAAUGCCACGUGCCCGAGACCAGAAGGAAGGUGGAGGAGGCAUUCAAUUGUCGCUGCAAGGAGGAGAACUGUGCCAUCCUCAGGGAGCUGGUGACCCUGCGGGCCCAGAAGUCCCGCCUGCUGGGAUUCAGCACGCACGCCGACUACGUCCUGGAGAUGAACAUGGCCAAGACCAGCCAGGCGGUGGCCACUUUCCUAGACGAGCUGGCCCAGAAGCUGAAGCCCCUGGGGGAGCAGGAGCGGGCAGUGAUCCUGGAGCUGAAGAAGGCCGAGUGUGAGGCACGGGGCCUGGACUUCGACGGCCGCAUCAACGCCUGGGACAUGCGCUACUACAUGAACCAGGUGGAAGAGACGCGCUACAGCGUGGACCAGAACCUGCUCAAGGAGUACUUCCCCAUGCAGGUGGUCACCCGGGGGCUUCUGGGCAUCUACCAGGAGCUGCUGGGGCUGACCUUCGACCUGGAGGAGCACGCCGCCGUGUGGCACGAAGACGUGAAGCUGUACUCAGUGAGGGACGCAGCCUCGGGGACGGUCAUUGGGAAGUUCUACCUGGACCUGUACCCCCGGGAAGGCAAGUACGGGCAUGCGGCCUGCUUCGGCCUGCAGCCGGGCUGCCUGCGGCAGGACGGGAGCCGCCAGAUGGCCAUCGCAGCCAUGGUGGCCAACUUCACCAAGCCCACCCCAGAUGCCCCCUCGCUGCUGCAGCACGAUGAGGUGGAGACCUACUUCCAUGAGUUUGGACACGUGAUGCACCAGCUCUGCUCUCAGGCGGAGUUCGCCAUGUUCAGUGGGACGCAUGUGGAGCGUGACUUCGUGGAGGCGCCUUCGCAGAUGCUGGAGAACUGGGUGUGGGAGACGGAGCCGCUGCUCAGAAUGUCCCAGCACUACAGGACGGGCAGUGCCAUCCCCCAGGAGCUGCUCGAGAAGCUCAUCAGGUCCCGGCAGGCUAACACAGGUCUCUUCAACCUGCGUCAGAUUGUUCUGGCCAAGGUGGAUCAGGCUCUGCACACACAGACGGCUGCAGACCCGGCUGAGGAGUAUGCCCGCCUCUGCCAGGAGGUCCUUGGCGUCCCGGCCACACCAGGGACCAACAUGCCUGCGACCUUCGGCCACCUGGCGGGCGGCUACGAUGCACAGUACUAUGGCUACCUGUGGAGCGAGGUGUUCUCCAUGGACAUGUUCCACACGCGUUUUAAGCAGGAGGGCGUCCUUAACGGCAAGGUUGGCAUGGACUACAGAAGCUGCAUCCUGAAACCCGGUGGCUCCCAGGAUGCCAGUGUCAUGCUGAAGCUCUUCCUGGGCCGCGACCCCAAGCAGGACGCCUUCCUCCUGAGUAAAGGCCUGCAGGUGGAGAGCAGUGAGCCGCUGGCCUGCUGAUGCGCCGUGGUUGUGACGGCCCUGGAUGGGGGCUCCGGCUCCCGUGCCCUGGUGCCUUAGCUCCCAGCCUGGAAACGGCGCAGGAGAUGGCAGCCUCCAGCUCUGCAUCCAGGGAGGGUGGGACGGGGUGAGGACGGGCUGCUCUCCCUGAUCAUUUCUCAGCUGGUGGUCGGCCUGGACUGAAGAGAGCUCGUCCUCGAGAUGUCUGGAGAGCACUUGUGUCCUGUCAGGGCUGCCUCUCUGUUGCACUAACAUAACCCCUUCCUGGGGAGUUGUCUUGGUAAGGGACAGGUAUGUCUUUGAAAUGCAGCCAUUAAAAAACAAGGAAAAGAAGAGAGAGACGGCUGGCCUGGUCUCUGACGCCUGUCCCUUCUGCCGCAGGAUAGUCGAAGGCUGGUUGUCACAUUUGGGCUCGGGUUCUGAUGCUCCCAUUGAGCCCUGAACUUGGCCAUGAGCCCUCAGGCUGGGGACGCAGGCAUGUUCUCUGAGGUGAUGGAGCAUUCUGGACUGUGACCCGUGGGGGUUGCUGGGAGACGGCUGAGCUGUUCGAGUCACUGCAACUGGGGUGCUGCGGUCUUUCACCAAGAGGUCUUUCCUGCCAACGCCUCACCCAGGAUUCUGGGAAAAUCUCAUCCCUGUGCAGCACUGGCCGAUGUGAGGCCAAGGCCGCCUACCCUCUGUCCAGGGGUCAGUGCGGGCCUCCUGGUUCCCUGGCCAAAGUCUGGGAAUGCAGUUUGACGAGAGCUAGGUUCUGACUAGGGAGCUGCUGGGAGCCCACUGGGAACUUGCUUGUCCUUGUGACCUUGGAGACCAAAGGCAGAUGGAGUCUGUCCUGCUUGGAGCUCAAUUCCCUCUGGCAAUGUGGCAAAGUCUGGGCCACGGCAGAGGGACAGCAUUCCUGGGCCCUCUGGUAGUGUUUUUUGGAAAAGGUCGUCCUCUGCUACUUGAGCAGGAUGGGUGCGUGACUCCUUCAUUUGGUCUGGACAGUCCCUUCUCCUCCCUGGGCUUUGAGCUCCUUGGGGGCCUGCUUCCUGCCCUGAAUCGCUCCCUCCAGUGUGUCCCUGCCGAGUCAGUGGAGCGAAGGACCGAACAGAACCCUGAUCCUUCUCCCUGAGGGCCAGGUGGCCUGUCCUCAGUGGGCACAGCUGCCCACCCUUCACCAGCCUGUCCUCACCAGCCUUGGGCCAGUCCUGCUGUGGGCCUGGCUGUGAGGACCCCUUACGCAGACCCAGCUCAGAGCUCCCUGCGCCAUGUCUGUGUCUUUUAAACUCUGAGGCAAGGGGGCGAGUAUUCUCAUGGCUGGUCUUGUCCAGAGUUGGUGGGCACCAUGUGGCCGGGAGGGCAGUGCCUAGAAGGCAGAGGUUGAGACCGGCAUCUGGGCAGCUGCUGCUUAUGCUUGAAAUACCUGGGAAUUAAA